Amorphotheca resinae ATCC 22711 is the source of this 1053-nucleotide messenger RNA. RefSeq lists its product as hypothetical. The transcript has 2 exons. The record is from RefSeq and is a predicted model, not a curated record. Gene Ontology annotation, cellular component: mitochondrion. The annotation marks the transcript as partial. Gene Ontology annotation, biological process: protein methylation. Gene Ontology annotation, molecular function: N-methyltransferase activity; DNA binding; protein methyltransferase activity. NCBI's taxonomy places the organism in Eukaryota, Fungi, Ascomycota, Leotiomycetes, Helotiales, Amorphothecaceae.
AUGCCUCGAAUACCACACUCCCUCUUGCUUCGAGCUCACGAGAUUUCCCCCUUCCUACCACUUGUCCUCCGCGCUACACGUACUCUGCCGUCCGCGCUGAACGAACUUCGGUGGCUGGCCGAGCAUGUCCAGGAACAGUCCUACCCUCGGUCAUUGAGCAAUUCUCAGCGGAGCCGAAAGCUUCUCCAACUCUGCAAGAGACGGGAAAGGGGCGAGCCAUUGCAAUACAUUCUCGGAUCCCAGCCAUUCGGGGAACUUGACAUCAAAUGCCGCCCAGGAGUGUUGAUUCCAAGGCCAGAGACAGAGGCCUAUACCACGCAUGUUGCAAAGCUGUUGCUGGAAGGACGUCUACACAAAGACCUCAAUCCUGAGAGGUUUAUGACCGGGACACACCAUGGCAAUGGGAAUCGUCCAGCGGACCUAAAAAUCUUGGAUUUAUGCUCCGGAAGCGGCUGCAUAUCCCUUCUUCUAUAUUCCCUCCUCUCCGGGAAAGUCCCCAACAUCAAGAUUCGUGGUUAUGAUAUUUCAGCUACGGCUCAUAAGCUAUCUGUUGAGAAUCUGCGCAAUGUUGAAAAGAACCAUUUCCACAAGUCAUGCCCAGUCGAAUUUCAUCAAAAAGAUAUCUUUUCCAAAGAGGAAGAAUUACAGAUAGAUCCUGAAUCAAAUUCAGUCGAUAUCAUCAUCUCCAAUCCACCAUACAUAACCUUGGACGGCUUCAACAAAAGAACAUCCCGAUCUGUUCGAAACUGGGAGCCAAAGACGGCGUUGGUGCCAACGCCGCGGGGCCCUGACGAUGAUGGCUUUUUGUAUCAUCGACUACUCCAGCUUCAUCAGCAUUUCUGUUCCAAAGUUCUGGUUAUGGAAGUCGCUGGUGAAACCCAGGCGCGAUUGGUAGCCGAUGCUGCGAGGGAAAUAUGUUAUCCAAGCAAUAGAAUUGAGAUCUGGAGAGAUUGGCCAGACCAAGAUUCUCCUGACCCGGACCAGUCGAUAAUACUACGCGAUGAGAAGAUUCCGAUCAGAGGCAAUGGCAAUGUCAGAGCCGUUGUCCUACUU